UCAAUUGGUUGGUUCGCAUGACAUCCGAAAUGGAGACCAAUAUUGUGUCCGUCGAGCGAAUCAAUGAAUACUGUGAUAACCCAACAGAAGCCGAGUGGGAGAGCGAUGCCAACAAUAAGCCGCCCAAUGAGUGGCCCAAUAAUGGAUUGAUUGAGUUCGACAACUACUCGGUUCGAUACCGUCCCGGACUUGAUCUCGUUUUACGCGAUAUCAACACUAAAAUCGAGCCCUUGGAAAAGAUAGGAAUUGUCGGCCGAACCGGUGCUGGAAAGUCGUCGUUAACUCUGGGUUUGUUUCGAUUAUUAGAGGCGGCGAACGGAAAGAUUAUUAUCGACGGCAUUGAUAUCAGUAAAUUAGGACUUCACGACCUCCGGUCCAGACUUACUAUUAUACCACAGGAUCCGAUUUUAUUUUCGGGAACCAUUCGAACCAAUUUGGAUCCAUUUAAGAUUUAUACUGACGACCAAAUAUGGACCGCUUUAGAGCACUCGCAUCUCAAACAUCAUAUUAAAGGUCUGGACGCAGAGCUCGAACACAAAGUGACUGAAGGCGGAGAGAAUCUAUCGCUCGGACAAAGACAACUCAUAUGUUUAGCGCGAGCAUUGCUGCGAAAGAGUCGUAUCCUAGUUCUGGACGAAGCGACGGCUGCUGUGGAUCUCGAGACCGAUUCCUUAAUACAGACGACGAUUCGCAAGGAGUUUAAGGACUGCACUAUUCUGACGAUCGCUCACAGACUCAACACAAUCAUGGAUUCCAAUCGUGUUCAUGAGCUGUCAUCGGUGUAA
Medioppia subpectinata is the source of this 785-nucleotide messenger RNA. NCBI's taxonomy places the organism in Eukaryota, Metazoa, Arthropoda, Arachnida, Sarcoptiformes, Oppiidae. The record is from the annotation of a GenBank genome assembly.